UUGGGGUUCGAACCGGGGCAACCCUCCAGUUAGCAAAGCGCUAACCAGUAGGCCAUGGCUGCCCCCACGGCAUCAUUCACACCUCAGGGAGUGCUUGUCUAUCAGGUAGGGUACUGAUGUCAUGUCAUAAAUAUAUUUAAAAAGUGAUAGUCCUUGCAGGUGAUUUCAUUUCUGCAUAUAGGGAGAAGAGGAUAGCCAAGUGACAAGCAGCCCUGUGGGAUUUCAUCUCAGUUACUAUAAUGUUGGAUUUAAAACAUUACAUUUUACUAUGACAUGCUGUGGUCUAUCCUUUAAAAAAUCCUUGUUAGAUCCAUACCAUGUGUUCUAUUGACUGGAACAGGUCCAAUCUCUUGCUCACUUGCAAAACAGAGGGUUGGGGUGAGUGCCACAGGCCUAGAGUUCACUUACAGUUUUAUUUACCUAUUAAUUUAUUCUAGUCGCCUUAAAUGUCAUUAAAACUCUCAUAAAACAUAUAGCCUGAUUAACGGACAAAUGUGUUGGGCAGAAUUUCAGAUCAGUCCAACAGAGGUCUCCAGCCUGCCUGGCUUGCAAAGCUCCAGCAGGGGGACACUGUCAGUGAGAGUUUGCUGUCAUGGAUACGACGUCUCUUGGGGUGAUAAGUCAAAAACAAAGCCAGCUGAAAGUGGUGUGUUGUUGGUAAUAUCCUAAUAUAACUAUGCGAGCUGUUUGGUUUGGGAUAUUCUGUGGAAAGGUCGAGGCAUUUUUGUAUAGUGUGUACAUGUCAUGCUCGGUCUAGAACUCGCUAUAAGCAAUAACGUUAAAGUUAACGUUUAUUGUUUUUUUUAUCUUCACUGUAGCUUGCCAGUUGCUAACCUAAGUUGUAUGCUAACAGCAACUUUUAUCGUCUGUCACUGGGAUGUGUCACUUACCUGCUCAAAAAUUCAAUUCAUUUUUUUAAUUACAUCAUUGAGCUGGAUCAGUAACGUUAACGUCCGAUGGAGGGUGACCACGAUGAAAUUAAGGAGCACCUGAGGCUGCAGUUCCAAGCACUGCAGGACCAGCAAGAGAGACGACUCCAGCGAAGGCUUGAGAGGAAGAGGAAGGAUACGGACAGUAUAACAGCAGAGACUUUGCAAAACCAGGAGGAACUAAGUCUGACAGGACUGGGCACGGAUCAAAAUAACGACAUUGACAUAAGACUACUGCAGAAUGAAAAUGAACUAAUGCAGAACCAGCUGAGAGAGUUCAAAGACGAAAAUGGAAGACUACACAAAUUAUUAAAUGAAAAAGACUUUGAAAUACAGCACCUAAGAAAAAAGAGGGAGGAAGAGAGGCUUGCACUGGCAGGUACGUCUGGUUUGGCUGGUGAUGCUGCGGCUACCAAGAUUGUGGAGCUGUCAAAAAAAAACAGAGCACUUACAGUUGAAAUUGAGCGAGAAAAAGCAAAGGCAAAGCAAAUCAAUAACCGAGUCAAGGAGCUGGAGAAGGAGUUGCAGGCUACAACUGUAAAUGUACCUCAGAUCAAGACAAAUAAAAGUAAUAUGUCAAGAACUACAGAGGACGCCCAAGAGGCCAACCCAAUAGUGAGGUCUUUACAAGACAAGCUGUCAGCUGCCCAGUUGAAAAUGACUGAAUAUCGAAAUCAGAUCCAAGCUGCCAAACAAGAUCUGAAAGUAGCCCAAAAGGUUUUAAGCAGUGAGGUGGGUGAAGAUGUGAACAUCCAGCAGUUGCUUAGCAGCCAAAGUAGCUGGAGAGGACGUGCUCAACAGAUACUGGCCUUGCAAAACAAAGUACGGGAUCUGGAGCAGCAACUGGGCCUGAGGAAGCAGUUGGGAACCCUGACCCUGGAGGAGGAGAUGUUGGGCCUCAGGGGCCACCAGGGGGUGCUAGAGAAAAACUUCAGCCACAUCCGCUCCAUGGAGAAAGAGAGAAAGGAAACGUUGGAGCGAAUCACUGAGGACUACGCAGUGCUUCUCCGAGACCAAGAUGACGUGAAGAAGAAGCUGGAGGCCUCGAGAGCCAGAAACCGUGUACUCAGCGUGGAGGUGAAGACGCUCAAAAACCAGAUCUCCACCCUGGUGGAAAAAGGAAAACACGACGAUGAACUAGUGGAUGCAUUAUUGAAGCAGCAGGCACAUCUGCAGGCGGUGCUGGGCCGCCUGAGCCAGCAGGAUGAGCAGCACGCGGAGGCCCAGCAGAGCCUGGGGAAGCAGCUGCACACUGAGGCCCAGAGACACGGCUCCCUGGUGCAGCAGCUGCAGCAUAUGGUCGCUGAGAGGGAGACCAAAGUCAAGGAGCUGGAGCUGGAGAUCCGGAAACUGGCCCUAAAGCAGAAAGGAGACGUGAAUUCAGAGCUAAAGGCUGCUGUUUCAUCAAGAGGAGAGGGUGUUCACAGAUCAACGUCAGCACGCUCUUUCUCCACACUUGGGCAUAAACUGGUUGAAUCUGCUGCUAGUCUACCAACAGGUGGCAGUGCUGACAUGAGAGAAUCACAAGCUCCCAACCACUGUCCCGACUGCUCUUCCAGGAUCAGAUCCUUACAGGCCCAGUGUACAGAAUACAAGGCACUCAGCCAAGCGGCUGGUGUGGAAAGAGACAGGCUUUUGGAGCUCGCCAAAGUGCAGCAGAACAGAGAGCAGGAGGUGACGCAGAGGUGUGCGGAGGUGGAGCAGAAGCUCCGUGAGGAGCGCCGGCGGGCCGUGCUCCUGGAGCAGCAGCUGGAGAAGAGCCGGCUCCUUGAUCUGGGGAGAAGCGCCGCCAGCCAGCAGAAGACCCCCAGCAAGGGCCGCAACAGUCUUUCCUCAAGCAGUAUAGGCCUACCAGACAGACAAGACAACCACUCCCCCAGAAGUGCUGCAAACUUCAGCCAGGAGGUCCAAGUCAAUGAGCUAACCAUACAGCUGGCCACUCAGCUGGAGGAGAUGGAGUCCCUGAGAGCCACGCUCAAGAGCACUCUGCAGGCCAAACAGGACGACCUGCAGCUCUACAACAACAUGAUGAGCCAAGUCAAGCAGGUGUUUCUGCAGGCCCUGCGACAGCACAAGCAAGACACAAGCCACGAAGGCUAGCGAAAUGCUGCAGCAGUCCCUCCCAGUGGUAGGCAGUCUCUGAAGAGGCAGAGCAGAGCCUCACCACAGGACAGUGUCAGUAAUGAUGUAUGGUAUCUCUCUUCAUGCCUGAUUACAUGAACUUAAUUAACACAAUAAGCAUCCUCUCUGUCCCUGUGCAGAGAUUGUGAUUAAAAAACAAUGGGUCUGCUA
Alosa sapidissima (American shad) is the source of this 3221-nucleotide messenger RNA. RefSeq names its product coiled-coil domain containing 13 (gene ccdc13). The transcript is spliced from 15 exons. The coding region runs from base 957 to 3029 and encodes 690 amino acids. Gene Ontology annotation, biological process: cytoplasmic microtubule organization; non-motile cilium assembly. Gene Ontology annotation, cellular component: centriolar satellite. Lineage: Eukaryota; Metazoa; Chordata; Actinopteri; Clupeiformes; Clupeidae. The record is from RefSeq and is a predicted model, not a curated record.